CGGAUCUAGGCUAUUUCGAAUUCCAUGUGGAAUUCACGUUUCACAUAUAAUCAUGAAUAACUUCGAGGAAAUUACAUUUGGAAAAUUGUCUAAUGCGGGUGGAUUUUCACAAAAAGAACAUCCAGCAAAUCUUUUGUACUUAACAUGGGAUCUCCAUGACGGUUAUGACAAAAAUGAUAAAGACAAACCUAUGGGCGUACGAUCAGAUUAUAUUCGCAUGCUUUAUGAGGAGCGAUUUAAAUAUAAAUUAACUAAGUAUCAACGGCCUAUUCGAUCACGAUGGCUAUAUGAACUAAUUUGUGCCGAACAAUACUUAGAGCGAAGAAACAUUCAUAUACAAUUUGCAGAAUAG
Messenger RNA from Racocetra persica, 352 nucleotides. The record is from the annotation of a GenBank genome assembly. Lineage: Eukaryota; Fungi; Glomeromycota; Glomeromycetes; Diversisporales; Gigasporaceae.